UAUCUCAGUUUCGCUUCAACUCUUCCUUCAAUUGAUUUCAAAGGAUCCUCUUUGUGUUGCCGUUUAGCUCUCUGCCUCUUUAUCGCCCUCACCUCCUCUAUUUAUCACUUUCACUUUCACUCCUUUUCGGUCUCUUUCUUUCUCAUUUUAAGCUUUGAAUUGAGCCCAUUAUAUUGUCAGUUUGCCUGGCUUUACGGUUGGAUAAAUGUGUGUUAAAACUUGAAGAUUGACGCACGCUUUCUUCUGUAUACACCGUUCAUGCCCCUGCUUUCCUCUAUAUGUGCCCUUAAACUCCUAUAUACAUGUGUUUUCAAUACUAUUUUCCCCCUCCUCCCACUAUAUAUUUUAACCCAUUCCUCCUGGUAGUUCAAGUGGGUUGUAAAAAUAAAGCUGGCUUUUCUCCAUUCAAAACUACCAUCUCAUUCAUCAAAGGCUGCUCAUGUUGAAAUAGUAUAAGUCUGUGCUGAGAGAUACUGCCCUCCACAACUGAAGGACAAAGCCAGAAGAUGAGAUUCAGCCCGGUGAUAGAUGCUCUUCUCUGCUUCACCACAUGGAUGAGCAUGGCCCAUGCAACCAGUGGACCGGUGGCCAGCUGUUGUCUCCAGUGGUCUAACACUCUAAGUAGAGUCCCACUUGAACGAAUUGUGGAUUACACCAAUCAGUCUGAAGGCCUCUGUCCAAUCACAGCCGUAGUGUUUCAGACAAAGCGUGGAAGGAGGAUUUGCUCCGACCCUAACAGUAACUGGGCAGAAAAAGCCAUUCGGAAGGUGGACAAGGAGAAAGAAAAAAAAGCACUGCAAGAGAAGGGACUGAAUGAAGAAUCAACAAGCGACAUCCCACCAGCAGUGUCCACUGCACCAACAAACGCACGGCAAAAGGAAUGCAGAAAUGGAAGGAGACGCCAGAGGAAGAAGUCCAGGCGUGGGAGGAAGGUGCAGAGAAAACGUGUGUGAGGAAUCACAAGACAAUUCAAAGCUACCACAGUCAGCAAACAUUACUCUUUCCAUUUGGACUUGUCCUGCUAUAUUGCAUGAACAGUAAACAAACCUGAAACAAAAGCAGCUUUUUUAUAUAUUAUUGUAUCUAUUAAAUAUCCAAUAUGUAUUUAAAUAUAUGUUGAUCAUACCUUGUUGUCAUAAACGUGUGUAUGUUGAUCAAAAGAGCAUCAUUUUCUACCUUUUCCAGUCAAUUGCCAAUAAAGUCUUCUUAAGUCGA
Molecule: messenger RNA, 1215 nt
Organism: Sander lucioperca (pikeperch)
Lineage: Eukaryota; Metazoa; Chordata; Actinopteri; Perciformes; Percidae
Product: monocyte chemotactic protein 1B-like
Exons: 4
Coding region: 507-953 (148 amino acids)
Biological process (GO): cellular response to type II interferon; chemokine-mediated signaling pathway; neutrophil chemotaxis
Cellular component (GO): extracellular region
Molecular function (GO): chemokine activity; CCR chemokine receptor binding
Source: RefSeq, a predicted model, not a curated record